AUGUGCUCCAUCAUCCACGGUCAAAAUGGAGAAGGAGGAGGGGGGGGAGGAGGUGGUUCUAUCCGCCCAGGAGCGCUUCAGUUCCCGUGUGCAGACUGGUCUCAGCCCGGUGUCAGCUCCGCGGCUCCAUCACUGAUCCUGCCCCGGACUCUGGGCCUGUCUGCCCGGGUGUUCGGUCCCCAUGCCCCGCAGAGUGUGUGCCGUAUGUGUCUGCGGUGGUGGAGAGAGCUCACCUCAGGAGCUCACCUCAGGAGCUCACCUCAGAGAGCUCACCUCAGGAGCUCACCUCAGGAGCUCACCUCAGGAGCUCACCUCAGGAGCUCACCUCAGGAGCUCACCUCAGGAGCUCACCUCAGGAGCUCACCUCAGGAGCUCACCUCAGAGAGCUCACCUCAGGAGCUCACCUCAGAGAGCUCACCUCAGGAGCUCACCUCAGGAGCUCACCUCAGGAGCUCACCUCAGAGAGCUCACCUCAGAGAGCUCACCUCAGGAGCUCACCUCAGGAGCUCACCUCAGGAGCUCACCUCAGGAGCUAUUCACAUAUUUGGAGAAGCCGGACUCAUAACUAUCGAUGUCAGUGUUAACACAGCAGUGAUUCUCAUGAGCCCACUCUGCACCUGUCUGCGCCACUCUGCACCUGUCUGCGCCACUCUGCACCUGUCUGCGCCACUCUGCACCUGUCUGCGCCACGCGCUCAGCAGUUGGUCAAAAAAGUGA
Messenger RNA from Knipowitschia caucasica, 717 nucleotides. Lineage: Eukaryota; Metazoa; Chordata; Actinopteri; Gobiiformes; Gobiidae. The record is from the annotation of a GenBank genome assembly.